Messenger RNA from Oryctolagus cuniculus (rabbit), 2337 nucleotides. The record is from RefSeq and is a predicted model, not a curated record. Lineage: Eukaryota; Metazoa; Chordata; Mammalia; Lagomorpha; Leporidae.
GCCCUCCCCACCAUGACCGCACCGGCGGCGAGCGGCACCCCUCCGGGAGAGGCCCUCUUCCCCAGCGUGGCCCCUAAGGACUUGUGGAGGUCGCAGGUCUCGGGCUCCGUGGGCUCCGUGACUCGGCACCUCAGCCACCGGGCCAACAACUUCAAGCGACACCCCAAGAGGAGGAAAUGCAUCCGCCCCUCUCCGCCCCCUCCUCCAAAUACCCCAUGUCCCAUCGAGCUGGUGGACUUCGGGGAGCUGCACCCCCAGAGGUCCUUCCGGGAGCUGCUCUUCAACGGCUGCAUCCUGUUCGGCGUUGAGUUCAGCUACGCCAUGGAGACGGCGUACGUGACCCCGGUGCUCCUGCAGAUGGGCCUGCCCGACCAGCUCUACAGCCUGGUGUGGUUCAUCAGCCCCAUCCUCGGAUUCCUGCUGCAGCCGCUGUUGGGUGCGUGGAGUGACCGGUGUACCUCCAGGUUUGGAAGGAGACGCCCUUUCAUACUUGUCCUGGCUAUAGGGGCGUUGCUGGGCCUCUCGCUCCUGCUCAAUGGCAGGGACAUCGGCAUAGCCCUGGCCGACACAGCCGCCAACCACAAGUGGGGCAUCCUCCUGACGGUGUGCGGGGUGGUGCUGAUGGACUUCAGCGCAGACUCGGCUGACAACCCCAGCCACGCCUACAUGAUGGACGUGUGCAGCCCCGUGGACCAGGACCGGGGCCUGAACAUCCACGCCCUCCUGGCAGGUCUCGGAGGAGGGUUUGGAUACGUGGUCGGGGGGAUCCACUGGGACAAAACGCGCUUCGGGAGGGCCCUGGGGGGCCAGCUCCGCGUCAUCUACAUCUUCACCGCCAUCACCCUGAGCGUCACCACCGUCCUGACCCUUGUCAGCAUCCCCGAGCGGCCCCUGCGGCCGCCUGGCGAGAAGAGGACGGCCAUGAAGAGUCCCAGCCUCCCGCUGCCGCCGUCGCCGCCCGCCCCGCCGGAGGAAGGCGCCGGCGACCCGCUGCCCGCGCAGACGGCCACCAGCUUCUACGCCAGCUUCUCCAGCCCCAUCUCCCCACUGAGCCCCCUCACGCCCAAGUACGGCAGCUUCGUCAGCAGGGACAGCUCCCUGACGGGCAUUAACGAGUUCGCCUCGUCCUUCGGCGCCGCCCACAUCGACAGCGUCCUCAUCGACUGCUUCACGGGCGCCCAGGACCCCUACCUGGCCAUGCCCGGCAGCGCCCCCAGGCAGCCGCUCAGCGUCAGCUUCCCCCGGGCCCCCGACGGCUUCUACCGCCAGGACCGGGGCCUCCUGGACAGGACGGAGGGCGCCCUGGCCGCAGACGGAGACGUUCUAAGGGUGGGCUCCCUGGAUACCCCCAAGCCUCGGUCAUCUGGGAUCCUCAAGAGACCCCAGACCUUGGCUCUCCCGGACGCGGCCGGAGGAGGGGGGCCGGACACGAGCAGGAGGAGGAACGUGACCUUCAGCCAACAGGUGGCAAACAUCCUACUGAACGGCGUGAAGUACGAGAGCGAGCUGACGGGCUCCGCCGAGCAGGCCGAGCCGCCGCUGUCCGCCAGGCGCCUCUGGGCCACCAUCUGCCACAUGCCCCGCGCGCUGCGCAGCCUCUGCGUCAACCACUUCCUGGGGUGGCUGUCGUUCGAGGGGAUGCUGCUCUUCUACACGGACUUCAUGGGCGAGGUGGUGUUCCAGGGGGACCCCAAGGCCCCGCACUCGUCGGAGGCCUACGAGAAGUACAGCAGCGGCGUCACCAUGGGCUGCUGGGGCCUGUGCAUCUACGCCUUCAGCGCCGCCUUCUACUCAGCAAUCCUGGAGAAGCUGGAGGAGUUCCUGAGUGUCCGCACCCUCUACUUCAUCGCCUAUCUCGCCUUCGGCCUGGGGACCGGGCUGGCCACGCUGUCCAGAAACCUCUACGUGGUCCUGUCCCUGUGCGUAACCUACGGGAUCUUGUUUUCCACGCUGUGCACCCUGCCCUACUCCCUGCUCUGCGAUUACUACCAGAGCAAGAAGUUUGCAGGGUCCAGCGCUGACGGCACCCGGCGGGGCAUGGGCAUGGACAUCUCCCUGCUCAGCUGCCAGUACUUCCUGGCCCAGAUCCUGGUCUCGCUGGUCCUGGGGCCCCUGACCUCGGCCGUGGGCAGUGCCAGCGGGGUGAUGUACUUCUCCAGCCUCGUGUCCUUCCUCGGCUGCCUGUACUCCUCCCUGUGUGUCAUCUACGAACUCCCUCCCGGCGACGCGGGCGACGACGAGCAGCGGCCCCUCCUGCCCAGUGCCUGACAUCCUGGGGGCCCGGAAGCUUCCAGCGGGCGUGUACAGUCGUGACAAUAAACACUCGGCAGCAGCCAA